AUGGGCAAGCGUGGUCCUGCAGGCGCCGCUGCUCCAAAACAGAAGGCAGCGAAGGCAGCCGCAAAGGCUGCUGCUGCUGCUGUGCCUGCAGCAGGCUCUCCUGAAGCUUUGGCUUUGGCUUUGCCACUGCAGCAACCUAGUAGUGUGAACGCACAGGCCCUGACUCUGAACGGCAAGAUUUGGGCCACUCACCUUGAGAAUGUCCGUGUUUUCAAAGAGCAGGCAGUGUCGGAGGACUUGGUGCAGAUGAAGCCUCUUGACCGCAGUUUUGCCCAGGUCUUCGACGAGAAUGCUGCCUUGGAAAGCCUCAAGCGAGAUGGGAAGUACAUGUGCUUGAUCAACCUCUUGUGGCUUGACCAGACUUGGUCACCGACACCCCAGAUUCCGAUCAACAAAGGCGCAGUCGAGCAGAUCAAGACUCACUGGUUUGCACAGCCAUGCGGCAUGGAAUCGCAGCAGGUCACGGUUGGCAUCUUGAAGCAAGAAAUGGAUAGCAAGACCUUCCCCGCCUCCGGCACGUGGAAGAGACUCAGCGCAGAAGAGAGCAUUCUGGCGUUCUUUGAAGCUGCAAGCGCUGAAGCGGCCAAGGUUGCCGAGGGUGCUUCUGACCUACUUUUGCAGCAGUGGCUCAACCACUGUCUGACCUGCCCAGUGCUGAUCCGAGUGGUCUCUGACGUGAAUGAAAUGGAAUGGGCUGCCCAGCAAUUGCGUGAGGAUAUGACGCAGUUGUCUUUCCUGCAAAGGACCCCGACUCAGCGCAUCUUUGAUGUGAUGCAGAAGCGGGACUCCAUGGGCGUUUCCUACACUCCGGAGAGCUUGAUCCAGCUCUAUAGCAGCAAGAUCCACUUGAGCGCAAAGUCGGAGAAAAUCACCAAAGGCUUCCUGCAUCACUCUUCAAUUGUCAUGGACCGAGCCUUGCGGCACCCACACAUUUUGGAAGUGAUCUUGAGUGAAGAAGGCACUGGCUCUGGCAUUUGGGACGCUGUGAGCAAGUUGCAUGCCGUGUGCAGCAAAUCUUCCCGGCAAGAAGAGGUUGCAUGGAUGUUUCAUCACAUGCAUGACUCCAGAGUGGCAGGGCUUCUGGAUCCAAACCAGUCUGUGAGAUUCUUCACUGGUGAGGGCAGGCCCGGUGGCAAAGGCCAUUGCGACCUUCUGCUCUACAAGCUGAGGUUUCGAGACUACAUGGUUGGAGAUUUCCUUCUGAGCACUGAAGCCAAGGAUUUGCCAGAGAAGUACCGCGUGUCUUUGAAAGAAGUCUUUUCCUCGCACGCAGCUUUCCGAGCAAAGUUUGGUUUCCCAAGUAAUCCCAAGGAUCUGUCCUGGAAAGCCGGCUGGUCCCGCUCCGCAGAUCACAUUCUGCAAUUGGUUCAGGACGUGGUCUUUGGCAUUACUUUCGACGACAACUUGAAAGCCGCGCUGGUUGCUGGCAAGUCUCCCUUGGAUGCGCUCAACAUGGACACCAAGCUUGGGGAGCGCUACUCUGAGUUCAAGACCUUCCUGCGCCACGAGCUCGACGAAGCCAGGGCAGAAGCAUCUGCAGCAGCCCGAACUCAAAUGCAAGGCGAAGAGGCUGAGAACCAGCGAGAUGACUCAGGCAAGCCUAUCCGCAGUGGUGCUUACAAGGCAUUCCUGGAGGAUGUGCAAGCCCGCGUUGGCGAGAUCAAGAAAGAAGAGUUGCUUGACAGCAUCCAGUACUAUGAAGACAAGGCCCGAAAUCUGCUGGCUUCGAAUGUGCAGAUGUUUGUCUUUCCCAGCUCAGAGAAGGAAUUGGGUGAACUGUUGGAGAAAACUGCAGCUGCCCAAGCACGUGGCGCUGGCAAGUCUUUCGUUGGUAUCCUCUGUGAUCCUGCCCAGUGGGGGGAGGCAAUCACCAAUCCUCACAUCCGAGUUUGUCCCUUGAACAUGCAGUACUUGAAGACUUUCCUGUCGGCUGUGAUCAAGAACCGCGACAACCAGCAGUUGAGCAUCCAUAGCAGGGAUUUGUUCAUCUACUUUGAUUCUUUCUUGCCCGGAAAUCUUCCCAAAUGGUUGGGAGCCUUUCAGACCGGAGGCGGUGAGGCCAUGACCAAGCAGUCUUUCACAGUCUUCGUCAGCUAUGAUGAAGAUUCUUUGACGCAGCGCCGCCAGUACAUCAAGGCCAACACAACGACUUUCCAGCAGAUCGAGCAGAUGUCCCUUGUUACGUCUGAGUCUUUCGGAGAUUGCAUGACCAAGUAG
Molecule: messenger RNA, 2217 nt
Organism: Cladocopium goreaui
Lineage: Eukaryota; Dinophyceae; Suessiales; Symbiodiniaceae
Source: the annotation of a GenBank genome assembly